Messenger RNA from Medicago truncatula (barrel medic), 2796 nucleotides. Its product is annotated as transmembrane and coiled-coil domain-containing protein 4. Lineage: Eukaryota; Viridiplantae; Streptophyta; Magnoliopsida; Fabales; Fabaceae. The transcript is spliced from 14 exons. Bases 264 to 2201 code for a protein of 645 amino acids. The record is from RefSeq and is a predicted model, not a curated record.
AUCUUUGUGACAAUGGGGUGGAGAGUCGGUAACCAAAGUGAUCAUCUUUUUAGUAAUGUGCAUUUCUGAAACGAGAAAAGCCCCGGUGCGCCACGUCACUGUUCACCAACCAUAAUGUUUAAACACCCUUUCACUUUCAAUUGAACCCACUUCAAAGAUCCACUUCAUUCAUGUUUCACUUCUUAAACAAUCAAGCAAACUAUAACACCAUCCCCUUGUGAACAAUACGACAACGUUUCAUCCCCGUAACAAUCAUUUCCCAGAUGGCCACGGCGUCGCCGCCGACUCCGACGUCGUUUCUAUCAUCAACACAGAGAUACGCUGCCGCAGCAUUGUUCGGACUAUCCCUUCACGAUUCCCAAAUUAACCAAACCCGCAUUCUACCCUUACCUGCUUCCGAUGACUCCAUCUCCAACAUCAAUCGAAUUAGUAGUAGCAGCUCUAGCAGUUCCGAUUCUGUUUCCGAUGAUCCCCAUCUUUGGGUCCACCACCAUUCCGGUUUACUCCGACCCGUUUUCAAGUUUCUAGAUAUUGAUUCAUCUGCAUGGUAUGGAUUAGAGGAAACUGCUGGUUCUCCUUCGGCUACACAUCAUGUUGGACCUUUUAUGAGAUUGUUAUCACAAGAAUCUGAUGAUAAUUCUGCUGAAUCUGCUCAAAGGUUAGAACAAGAACUUGCAUUGUCAAAAGCUGUUGAUGCUAUAGUACUUGAAAUGGAAAAGAAUUUGCAGCCUUCUAACUCUAAAAGAGAGAGGAUUAAUGAAUACGAGCAUCAGUGUCGUGAAAAAUAUUCGGCUCCUGAUGUUCAAUCUAAUCCUGAAAAGGCUGAUGUUGAUGUAAACUUGGACAAUCAGAAGGAGACUGAUGCUGCCCCUUUAAUCAACUUGGAAGACCCGCCGCAACAGAGAUCUGAUAAUAGUAAAAUUGACGAGAAACCAAUUGAAGAAGUGCUGAUGCUUAGUGAUCAGAGGAAAGUGACGGUUCUCUAUGAACUUCUCUCUGCUUGUCUUUCGGAUUUGCGUGAAGAUGACAAAGAAUGUAAGCGGAGGAGAAAGGGUUAUGAUGCUCGUCAUCGCGUGGCUCUGAGGUUGCUGGCAACAUGGCUUGAUGUCAAGUGGACAAAAAUGGAGGCCAUUGAGACCAUGGUUACUUGUUCUGCAAUGGCUAUCAUUAAAGAGCAAGAAUCAAAUAAAGAAGAAGCUCAAGGAAAAGGAAGCAAAUGGGCAAAAUUGAAGCGUGGUGGUAUUAUCGGUGCUGCUGCAAUUACUGGGGGAACCUUGUUGGCUAUUACUGGUGGGUUGGCUGCACCAGCAAUUGCUGCUGGACUUGGAGCUCUAGCUCCAACUUUAGGUACUCUGAUUCCUGUAAUUGGUGCCAGUGGAUUUGCUGCAGCUGCCGGUGCUGCAGGAACUGUUGCUGGUUCUGUUGCUGUUGCUGCAUCAUUUGGAGCCGCUGGUGCUGGACUUACGGGAAGCAAGAUGGCUAGGAGAGUAGGGGGUGUUGACGAGUUUGAUUUCAAACCUAUCGGAGAAAACCAUAACCAAGGCAGGCUAGGGGUUGAGAUCUUGAUCUCCGGAUUUGUCUUUGAGAAAGAAGAUUUUAUUAGACCAUGGGAAGGACUGAAUGACAAUUUGGAAAGGUAUUCACUUCAAUGGGAGUCUAAAAAUCUGAUUGCUGUGAGCACUGCGAUUCAGGAUUGGCUUACUUCAAGACUUGCAAUGCAACUGAUGAAGCAAGGGGCAAUGAUGACUGUUUUGAGCACACUUGUAACUGCUCUGGCUUGGCCAGCUGUAUUACUUGCAGCAACUGAUUUCAUUGACAGUAAAUGGACAAUAGCUAUUAACAGAUCAAACAAAGCAGGAAAGUUACUUGCCGAAGUAUUAUUAAAAGGAUUGCAGGGAAAUAGGCCUGUGACACUUGUAGGUUACUCUCUUGGGGCAAGAGUUAUUUUCAGUUGCCUACAGUGUUUGGCUAAAACAGAAAAUGGAGCUGAACUAGUAGAAAGAGUUGUACUUCUUGGAGCACCGAUCUCAAUCAGGGAUGAGAACUGGGAAGCUGCCAGAAAGAUGGUAGCAGGGAGGUUUGUAAAUGCAUAUUCAAGGAAUGACUGGAUACUUGGUGUGGCCUUCCGUGCCAGGUACAUAAAACAUAGUGGUAAAAUUUUUGCAAUGCUCGCAAAUAGAGGUAUAAUAGAGCUCACUUAAUCAUUAAAGUUUCAAGCUUGGCUUGUAAGUGAAAAAGCUUGCUCAAGUUUGGCUUCACUCAAGUUUGAAGCUAGGUUUUGGCUUGCUUAAAAAAUAUAAAACUUAAGUUUUAACACCUUUAUGGCUCAAUCAUUUCCUUCUGUAUUAAAAAAUAUAAAACUUAAGUUUUGGCCUGAAGUUAUUAAUGUCAACCCUACAAAGUUAGAGCUCUGUUAAUUUAAAUAAUUUAGUUUUAUUUUAUUUUCUAGUCAAAAGAAAGUCAUGGGAUGCCAUGUAUUGUUUUAGUCUAACCAAUAAAUGAAAACAUGUGCUUACUUAGUUAUAUAGAUCUCUAUGCUUGUUAUUUAACAAAAUAAUUGAACUUGUUCGAGCUUAUAAUGAAUCGUGCUCAAAUAAUACACUACCUACCUUACUGCUACAUUAGCUCAUAUACACUCAUACUCCUACUUGUGAAAGUUCACAUUAAAAAUAUCAUAGCAUGAUAUGUGCUUUUGUAUGGAUGUUGUUGUAAGUAUUAGAAGAGAACAUAGUUCCAUAUAUUUAUAUAUUUAUCGACUCCGCUUCAGCUAUUUGAUCUGCACCAAUAUCUGUCUCA